Rotaria sp. Silwood1 is the source of this 876-nucleotide messenger RNA. NCBI's taxonomy places the organism in Eukaryota, Metazoa, Rotifera, Eurotatoria, Philodinida, Philodinidae. The record is from the annotation of a GenBank genome assembly.
AUGGGACAUUUACUUGCAACACAAACGACGACAACAACAACUGCAGUACCAGUUUUUCUGUUAAAUCCUGGAGGAGAGUCUGGUACUUUAAGUCCAUGGAGUUCUAGCAGCAGUUCUUCGCCCAUACUUGAUAGUGGAACAGCCAACGCUGGUAGUACUCCUCCGUACAAUGGUUCCUAUGAUUUUUAUGGAGAAUUUGGUGGAUCUUUGAGUCAACAAGUAUCUUUAACAAGCAUAUUUUCAACUGCACAACUUGAUUCAGGUGCAUUUUCUGCUAAUAAUGUACGGUCAUAUGAAGAAUUUAAUGAACAAUCGAUCAAGUAUAUGGAUGUUGAAAAUGAAAUUAUUGAAGAUGCUAAAAAAGAAAAGAGAUCACAAGUUGAACAAGAUGAUAAUCGUAUUGUUUGCUUAAAAUAUGAUGUUCAUUAUAAUAAGCUUGAUGAACAGAAACAACGACUAAUAAGACAUGAAAGUCAUCGUAGCAGUAACACCCACCUAGGAGAACAUCGAUUUUUACUACCUAUAGCAUUGUCGUCGAUACCAUCUUCUACGACCGAUACUGAAGACUACUUUAUUCGUCUCAUUGAAUCAAUCGAUGGUUCUGAUUUUCUUCGAACCCAUUUUAAUUAUGAAUUAAAAGGAUUAAUAAAAAUGCAUGCUGAUAUUAUUGAAGAAGCUGCUAAUGGAAUUUUAAGAGAAGAUACCACUCUUAAUAAGAUAUAUGAAGCAAAAAGUGAACAUGAACACUUACAUCCUGUUAGACCGUUUGCACUUGUUAAUAGUAUUAAAGAAGACACUUGUUCUAUUAGACUUUCAAAUGAAAAUGGUCAGACAUGUGUCUUCCUAUGUGAAAAGAAUGUUUUUGGUGCAAACUAA